Ophidiomyces ophidiicola is the source of this 429-nucleotide messenger RNA. RefSeq lists its product as uncharacterized. Lineage: Eukaryota; Fungi; Ascomycota; Eurotiomycetes; Onygenales; Onygenaceae. The record is from RefSeq and is a predicted model, not a curated record. The transcript has 2 exons. The coding region runs from base 1 to 429 and encodes 142 amino acids.
AUGAAUAGUCAAAAUACCUCGAAACUUCCUUCCAAACCUUCCCCCUCCGUUGGCGAUCCUACCCUCGCCGGCUUUACCACUGGCCACAAUGAUCCCACCAAAAAUGUCCCCGCUGCACGCGAACACAAAGACGCCACCUCUAAAACGCACAGCGCCGGCGGCGAUGGAGCCGAGACCGUAGCGGACCCGGACACCAUGGAGAGGAAGGGCAAAGUGUCAGGCCUUGCCGCGGGGAUCCACGGGGCCGGCGAGGUGCUGCGGGGCAAGGCCGGGGAGGUAGUUGACCGGGCGGCGAACGACGAAGCCGGGGCGGAGAAGGCCGAGCGGAUCCAGCGCGAAGGAUGGGAAGAGCUGGAUACAGGCAGGUUUAGCCAGGCCACGAGGGAGAGAGAGCUUGGGGACCCGUCGGCCGGCCGGCAUAAACAUUGA